Messenger RNA from Cottoperca gobio, 7061 nucleotides. It is a transcript of the gene rxrba, whose product is annotated as retinoid x receptor, beta a. The transcript has 13 exons. The record is from RefSeq and is a predicted model, not a curated record. Gene Ontology annotation, cellular component: nucleus. Gene Ontology annotation, molecular function: sequence-specific DNA binding; zinc ion binding; nuclear steroid receptor activity. Lineage: Eukaryota; Metazoa; Chordata; Actinopteri; Perciformes; Bovichtidae. The coding region runs from base 208 to 1620 and encodes 470 amino acids. Gene Ontology annotation, biological process: regulation of DNA-templated transcription.
GUGGGGGGAGAAACAGACACACACGGGGCCUAGUCGCCACAUCUUUUCAUGCGAAGAAGCUGUGCCGCUAAACCACCCGUUUUUGGUUUCCCAAAACAACUCCGGCCCGGGCCUCAGUCCGCGGUCUAGAGUUUGACAGCGGGCUGUUUGAGACGGAAGCAGGUCAGUGUGCAGCUGCCAGCCAGUUCCUGUGCCCCAGCCACCAUCAUGGGAGACAGCAGAGAUUCCCGCAGCCCAGACAGUUCGUCUGUGUCCUCCCCUCCAUCAGGCCAGCGGUCGCCUCCGCUGGUUCCCUCAGCCGCAGCUUCCAUGACCUCCCUACCUCCCAUCACCACCAGCGGGGUCAACAGCCCCAUUAGCAGCAUCGGCUCCCCCUUUUCCGUCAUCAGCUCUUCAUUGGGCUCGCCCUGCCUACCUGGCACGCCAUCGGUAGGCUACGGCCCCAUUAGCAGCCCGCAGAUCAAUUCAACAGUGUCCAUGUCAGGGCUCCAUGCGGUGAGCAGCUCCGAUGAUGUGAAACCUCCGUUGGGCUUGAAUCAGAUGUCGCCCCACAGCCCAGGGCCGAUGCUUUCCCAGAAACGCCUUUGUUCCAUCUGCGGAGACAGAUCUUCUGGUAAACACUACGGUGUCUACAGCUGUGAGGGCUGUAAAGGCUUCUUCAAGCGCACAGUGCGCAAAGACUUGACCUACACCUGUCGGGACAGUAAAGACUGUAUGGUGGAUAAGAGACAGAGGAACCGCUGCCAGUACUGCCGCUACCAGAAGUGCCUGGCCAUGGGCAUGAAGAGAGAAGUGGCCAAGAUGAACGACAGAUCUGUCCAAGAGGAACGGCAGAGGAACAGGGAACGAGAGGGCGAGGUGGAGUCGACUAGCGCGGUGAACGAGGAGAUGCCAGUGGAGAAGAUUUUGGAAGCGGAGAUGGCUGUAGAGCAGAAGACAGAGCUUCAUGCAGAUGGCAGUUCAGGUGGCAGCUCUCCCAACGAUCCUGUCACCAACAUCUGUCAGGCAGCAGACAAGCAGCUCUUCACUCUGGUGGAGUGGGCGAAGAGGAUCCCUCACUUCUCUGAGCUGGCCCUGGACGACCAGGUCAUCCUGCUGCGUGCAGGCUGGAAUGAACUCCUGAUCGCAUCUUUCUCCCAUCGCUCCAUCUCGGUGAAGGACGGGAUCUUACUCGCCACAGGCCUGCAUGUCCACAGGAACAGUGCUCACAGUGCAGGUGUUGGAGCCAUCUUUGACAGGGCGCACAAUGCCGAGGUUGGGGCCAUAUUUGACAGGGUUUUGACUGAGCUUGUAAGCAAGAUGAGAGACAUGCAAAUGGACAAGACGGAGCUCGGCUGCCUUCGAGCCAUCAUCCUCUUCAACCCAGACGCCAAGGGUUUGUCCAUCCCCAGUGAGGUGGAGCUCCUGAGAGAGAGGGUGUACGCAUCGCUCGAGUCUUACUGCAAACAGAAAUACCCCGAUCAGCAGGGCAGAUUCGCGAAGCUCCUUCUCCGGCUCCCAGCACUGCGCUCCAUUGGUCUAAAGUGCCUGGAGCACCUGUUCUUCUUUAAACUGAUCGGUGACACACCCAUCGACACCUUCCUGAUGGAGAUGCUAGAGGCACCUCACCAGCUCACCUAGAGGAGCCAGGUUCGGCCCGGGCAGGAUCCGAUGCACACGAGGAUUACCAACACGUCACCCCAUGUUGGGUCGUUGGCCCCCUUGUUGAGCCUCACUUAACUGCAGCUCCUGCUGGUUUUAAUGUACCGGCUCUCACACUUGUACACAGACACACAAAUAUUCCAUGUCACUGGCUAAUUAUCUUCACACACGUCGAUUUGAACUUGCAUACAUGAAUUGACAUGCAACAUAAAUAUGACACGGAUAAUGUGGCUCUGAAUGAACAGUAUGCUAAUACACACAAACACACACACACACACACACUCUACCUAUUUUCUCCAUAUUUUCCCUUACUCAGUUUUCCAUCAUAAGGGUUACGACUCAAGGAAUAUAUCCCCUCUUCUGUCUUAAUUUUAAGUUAGCCUUCAGUUUUCACGUCUUCAUCUCAUAGCGGGUUUUUGCUUCUGCGUAACUGCGUUACUUAGUUACACUGCUAGCCGCACCUCUGUAUAUUAUAUCCAUCAGUAACCGGUUAGUUAUUCAUGUAUGGUUUUAGCUUAAAAUCAGGUGCGUAGCAUUUCCAUCAACUGUCCAUCAUUACAUGUCUUCACUUCUUAUUGGUCAGGAGGUGUCCUAUAAUGGACAGGCAGACACACCCUCCCAGUGAGUUCAUCCAAUCUCGUAAACAUUGAAAUAUUUUAUGCUUUUCUUUUUAAUAUUCAUGCUGAAACUUGUUUGAGUUUCUAUUUUGAAGUACUGUACUCAUGAAAUGAGAGCUUUUUCCAAGGCAUUGAAAUCCAGGAAAAUGGGAGUGUGAGCACUUUGUUGAACCACACUGAUGCGCACAGCGGGCUUUGUAAGACUAGAAGAAUGACUUGAAUUAUUAUUAUUUUUCCUAGUUUUGGUUUCUUCCUUUUCUCUAUUUUGGCAGUUGGUUGGCAUUUUGAACAGCGUGAGGCUCGCAGGGAGAGUACAGCUUCAUUCAAGACAAAAUUGUAGUUUAUCUUCUUUUCUCCCAAAUCCUCCUUUUGCUGGUGGUCAUUUAUGCACUUUUGUGAGUUGUAACUAUGUACAUGUUGCUGUUUCCUAGAAAUAACCAUCUCUUCUCAGAUACCUGAGAUGACCUUGAAGGUACUAUGUGUAGGUUUUCUCAUUAUUGCAUCAUUGUUGAAUCAGAUGUGAGGAUUUAUUAUAGAACUUGCUAAAUAAUUGUCCGCUUCCUGUGCCGAUGAUAACCAGGUUUGGGACUGAACACUAACCACCAAUGGUUGAAGUAUGUUCGUCUCUCCUAACACCCAGUCCAGAUGAGAGUCUAUUAUUCUUGAUAAGUUGCUCUCUAUUCCGAAAUUGUAUUUGUAUGAAAGAAAAUAGUAUUUACUGUGCUCUGUGAGAGGCAUUUCUUUGUAUUCAAGAUGCUGUACUCGGUCCUCUCUGCAAAACCAAGUCCAAAAAGUAGAAUUUUUGUGCAACACAAAAAGUAGCAGCAGAGACAGGAUUUGUAAAGACCAGCUGAAAUGAUCUAAAAGUGGCAAUAAUGCAACAUUAGCUUUCACCUUGAUCAUCAAUUAAUAUCUAAUGUGGGUUAUCUGCAAUACUUGUGCAGCCCACCGCUCUUGGAUGGAUCACUGUGUGUGAAUAUAAACUGGUAAACAAUGCACCAGUGUGUCGCAUUACUGUAAUGAAGUUAUGAAAUAAUGACAUUUGUGCUAUAUAAUGGAAAUCCUACACCUACGACCUGCAGCUUUGGAAACUUUAUUCAGUGUGUAUUGGCUCAAUGCUUGCAACUUUUGUACAGUAGAUGUAAAUACUACAAAAGAAAAAAAAAAACAGGAGUCAUGCAGAAACAAAGUUCUGGUCACACUCAUGUGAAUGUGAAAUAUGUGGCUCCAAAAAACUAAUUUAAAAGCUCUAUUUUUUGCUGUUGAAUUACCAUUAGACUUGCCUUGUGUAAGGAAAUCACCAUUAUUAUUAUUGAGCCCAGGGCCAAACCACACCUCACUGCUGCUUUUGCACCAACGUCUGCCAAUGCUUCCUGUUGUUCUUGGUAAUUGGUUGGCUGGACUUCAUUGACCAUGGCACUUGACAUUUACUGUGAUUUUAAAUUUGUGGGCAACUGAAUCUGAGCAUUGCAGUGAGAAGUCAAAUGCAGCUACAACAUGAUCAGGGGAUAUCGAGUAAACUAUGAAUUAAACCAUCUACACACGCUCAAAGGUGAGCAAUACUGGGGUACACAAAGAUUUAUUACCAUAUUUUUUAGUAUUUAAAAGAGGGUUGAUGUUCUGAGGUAUACGUAGCCUUCUUAUUACUCACCACAUUUACUAGCAAUUAGAAACGUGCAUUUUGCAGUAUCAUUCUACAGGGAAGAGGUACAGCUGUCCUCCACCAGGUGCUAAAUAACUAAGAUGGUCUUUUAGUUUAAGACUUGCACAUUUACAUCAAUGCAAACACAGUAUGCAAGUACACAGACAAAUCAUUCUCCACUCAUGGAACAGGUCUUAGGAUGCAGGAUUCCCUCUAAGGUUUUUUUUUUUUUUUUUUUUUUUUUUGUUACUUCAUGACCCCUAACUCUAUUGCAGACUCCCAACAAUGGAAAAUGAACACCAGCUAAGUGCUUGUACAUUUAGGCUGUGGCUUACAGGUCCUUGCACUCUACCAGACACGGCCAGUGUCUUGUGUUUUAGAAAGCAGUUAGGCUGGUGGAAGCAAUGAAAGUACAGCUGGUGGAUGUUUUCACCAGCUACUUUGACCAGAAUCAGCAAUGAUCUUCCUGCCCUGUGGAUAGUCCAAACACUUCACAGAGACGAUCCUUGGCCUCCUUCAUGGGAUGUGGACUUGGAGGAUGACAGUUAGAUGACCUGUAGGACAGGUGGCUUGGAAUUAAUGUGAGGUGCAACCUUCUUGUCCCUCACAGUCGGCUGACUUUACGAUGUGUGCUCACCUGUUGGGUUGACAGCUCAGUAAGUGUCUCUGCAGGAUCUUUUGGAGCUUCCUCUGUUGAAUGUUUAAGCCUGCUGCUACUGCAUCAUGUUAUAGCUGGAGAUGGGAAUGAUUAGUCUACCAGUUACAUACACAGCUGACUGAGCAAAUGCCAAGGUUCAUCCAAAAGUAAAAAUAUGCAACUUGUAUAUUCAUAUUGUGGUAAACAGUUGUCAUGCAAUAUGUGCAUUGUGUUUCUGGCAUUUGCAAACGUUAGCUUAGUGUGUUACAUAAGGUGAUAUUAAAAGGCAGUGAAAUAUUUAGAAUUCCCAUCCUCCAUAUAACAGCAAUGUGUUUAAAUGUUUCCAUUUUUAUAUUUUUUAACAUUUCGCUAUGAGCGUAGGUAAUUUAGAGUUGAUUCAGUAUGAUACAUUUAAAAAAAGGAGUCGGUGCCGGUUCUGUAUGCUAAGCCACUUUAAGCUUUGCUGAUCAGGCAGACUGUAUUAGCAAGAGCUGGUGGUUGGGUAUUUCAUUUUUUUAGCAUUUGUUAUAGGGUAUGUGUGGCCACAUGUGUAUUCUUGUAUGCACAUGGGUAAUGAAUCUGACUGCAGCUACGCCUUUUGACUGGCAGAUACUAUAGCUUUGGCGGUGAUGUGCGGUGUGUUGUUAAAUUGGAUGCACAGAGGAAAAGGAGCCAAGCCGGGAGGGGUGAUUAACUGGCGUGUUGACCUGAUGCUUUAUCAACACAGCCCAGCCUCCUCCCUUCCUCCCUUGCUCCGUCUCCACUACUUUAAACUUAACAAAUGCUUAAUCACUCACCCAUGUGGGCUGAAGAUGACUUGCUUUGGAAUGGACUUGUAAAAUAAUCCUUUUGAUUCUUGGACUGUUUGAAAAGGAUGUGAAGCUUUCCAUGGGACAAGCAUUGGAGAGCUAUAAGGGAGGGAGUCAGGGCAGCGUGUCCCUCUUUGCUUACUUUACUUGACGGCAGAGCAGCGACGAUCUGAGGUCGCCAUGGGAGACCGCUGUAUCGCACCGCACCGCCCACAAAUGUUUGUCGUUGCAACUGUGUGCACUCAAGGCAGACGCAUGCUGUGACCUUUUGACUGUAGCAGUAUUGUUGUCGCCAACUUUUGUUACAUUUUGAAAUGACUUGCUUUCUGAAAAUAAAGACAUUGAUUAAAUAUACUUUUUUAAAUAGGAUUGCAGGCUGUGACUGAAGAAAUGAUCAUCGUGUAUAGAUUAGAUAUCAGUGCGGCAUUUUUACCUAUUGACACAGGCCCCCUGGUGCCAAGGCCCACCCCAUUAUGAUCAAUGAGGCAGUGUGUGCUAUGCAGCCUUGAAACCACAAAUACUGGUUCAUUUAUCACUGCCAGGUUGUUUGCAGAUUUGGCCUUUUCUUCUUUUAAAUGCAGGGCCACUCAGUCCCCAGUGUUUGUUUGUCAUGUAUGUUGUGAUUAUUGUGCAGCGCACUAAAGAGUGUGUGCUAACCUUGGCCUGUGUGGCGCAUACUAAAGAGGGGCCCUAAUAGGAUUGGAAUGACAGGCUCGUGUGGAGAGGGGAGGACUGGUCACUAGAGAGAGAAGUACACCAGUGUGUGGCCCCCUCUUGGUGCUCAAGCUGUGCAUUGGUGCUUCUUUAUAGGGUCCCCCGGCCCCUAGAGUUUCUGCCUUGGUUUUCAAGACACGGAAAUGCAAAUAAGGAAUGAUUAAACAGGGAGAGCCCUGGACCUGCUCUUCUUCAGUUGCAUUUGUUUGUUUGUUUUCUGCGAUGGGUUUGUUUUCUGCAACCUGUAUUUUCUGUGUUGGAGUCACAUGUUGCUGGAGCUGGAUACUACCAGCAAUAAAAACAAAACCUUCAGAAUUUGUUUUAGAUUACGAGGGAGAAAAUGUGGCUCUAAUUGUAGACACAGUGCAGAGGCCACUAGAAGCCACAGGUCUGGUUGCAGGAGGCACCUCUGAGCAGAAUGUGGUUACAUUGAAUGAACUUGAUGGGAGGAAUACGAUUGCUCACUUUGAGGAGGAGGAGGAGGUUGUUGUUUGUGUUUAAGGUUGAAGGAAAUGUGUAGGGUAGGUCAGAGAGAAAGGAAGGGCAGGGACCUUAAACACAACUCUGAUCAGGCGUUGAUUUGUAAAUCAAGAAGAAAAACAGAAAACCUAUUUUCCGGUAGAUCUUGAAUCUUCCUUUAUUGUUUACUCUUUACCAUAAAAAUAAUUCACACUGUUUCUUUGUGUUGUUUCCUGUCUCUCUCUUCUCCAACUAUGAUAUUCAUCUUUUGUUCAUUACAAAGUAUUAAACAAAUGCAAGAACUGUAAAAUCAGAAUGGAAUCUGUCACUCUUAUUGUUUUAUUUCUCUCUCCUUCUCUUGUGUCAGUUCUUUGUCCUGUUUGUAUCCUACUCCAUCGCACACAUGGAGCUGAUUGACUGCUGUGUGCUUCGGGGAUUGAAGGAAGAAAAAAAAAAUAUGAAUACUUUUUUCCGUCAUUAAUUCUGAAUCUCUGAAUUUCUAUGUGUUGUAUCAUGUCCGAGUAAAUGUUUUAAUACUGUAA